Messenger RNA from Oppia nitens, 1822 nucleotides. RefSeq names its product zinc finger protein 718-like. The coding region runs from base 224 to 1780 and encodes 518 amino acids. Gene Ontology annotation, biological process: regulation of transcription by RNA polymerase II. The transcript is spliced from 4 exons. NCBI's taxonomy places the organism in Eukaryota, Metazoa, Arthropoda, Arachnida, Sarcoptiformes, Oppiidae. Gene Ontology annotation, cellular component: nucleus. The record is from RefSeq and is a predicted model, not a curated record.
UGUUUACGUGUUUUGGAGUCCAAAGCAAUACAAACUGUAUUUACAAAACAUUUUCAUUGAUUUUAAUUAAAUCGUUAAUUACCUGAAAAUACAAUCAAAUUAAAUGUCAAUUUAACACAAAAGUCAUUAUAUUUAAUGAUUUGCAUUACAAACACAAACUGUUUGUUAAUUGGUUUUGAAGUGAUUUGAUUGGACACGAGUGGACACAUCGGUGGCCACAGAGAUGUCCCGAUUCAAUGACAUCGCGUCACUCAAAGAGGAAAACAAUCGACUGAAGAAUGAGUUACAGUUCGCACAAAACUUUAAUGAAUUGCUUGAAAACUAUAGACAUCUGAUGUCUAAUUGUCUACAAAAUUGUGAUAAUUGUAAUAAAAAUGAAGAAGUGAUCAAUAAGUAUCACUAUUUAGAGAUCACUUACAACAAGCACUUGGAUUUUGCCAAAGAAAAAGAGUUAAACUCAUUGAAGGUGACUAACACUGACACCAACAAUGGCAUCACUGGUCAGACCAAUGCUGUCGAUGGCUUUGAUAGUGAAGACAGUGAAGAGGAUGAAAGCGAUGACGAAGAUGACUCUGACUCAUACAUCGAUCCAAUCAAUUAUCUAUUGAUUCAACAAAGACCUCAAAGAUCUCAAAGGAUGGCCACAUCAUCAACAGCAACGACAACAACAAUGACGACAAACAAAGCUAAACGUACGGUUAGACCGAAGAAAAAUACAUCGAAAGCCAUGUGGGUUAAGAAUCAGAAGUACUAUAAAUGCGAUUUAUGUGAUUACACGCACCGAAAGCUGCCAAACCUGGAGUCACAUAAAAAUAAAGUUCACCUAAACAUACGUCCCUUUAAGUGUGACAAAUGUGAUAAAGAUUUUACCGGUAAACCCGUUUUGGACAAACAUAAGCGCAAAGUUCAUAACGAUAGUGAAUCGGUGUAUCACUACUGCGAUUGGAGUGAAUGCAAGUUUCGCACCAAAUACUGGAAUAACCUUAAAGAGCAUAAACUCAGACAUACCGGUAAUCGAGGUUUUAGGUGUGCGUGGCCCGGAUGUGAUAAAAGUUUUUAUAAUAAUAAAGAGCUAACACAACACAUGUCUUCACAUGAAGACGCUAAGGAUUGGCGAUGUGAUUGGCCCGGAUGUGGUGCUAGCUUUAAAAGGGCCGUAUAUUUAGGUCGACAUAAAUUGCUUCAUACGUGUCCCGAUACCCUUCAUCCCUGUGUAUGGCCCGGAUGUGGCAAAAGCUUUAAUACAAAGAAAAAAUUGGGUAAACAUAUGGCCGUUCACAAGAAAAAUUCAACCAUUGGUGCGCCACAAGUAGGUCGGCCACCCGGUCGAGUGACACUUCAAAAUCAUCAACAACAACAUCAACAACAAUUACAACAACAACAGCAACAAAUACAACAACAUCCAAACCAACUUCAGCAGCAACAACAUCAGCAACAGCCAAGUCAUUCACAGCAAAUUUUAUCGCCAUUAUCACAACAUUCACCAGCAUUAAUGUCACCACAAUCCCAAAAGUCACCACAAUAUCCAUUUGAUUUAUCACAAAGAGGACACAUUACACAGAUCUCACAACAGUUGGUCACACCUCAGAAUCGACUUAAUAGGGAAACAGUGCCUCAGAUGAUGGCCGCAGCAGCGGUGGCACAGAGAGGACAGUUAAUGAAUGCAAUGACCGGUGGAUUACAAGAAACAUCACAAACAUUGCCAUUUAGAUGGCCUAACAUUCCCACUAAUAUGACUAAUAUGACUAACAUUCCUAAUAUUAAUAACAAAACCUUUUAAACCUUUAAAACAUAUUAUAGAAGUACUGCAAUUCACGAAUUU